This is a messenger RNA of Daphnia magna, 1386 nucleotides long. RefSeq names its product immunoglobulin domain-containing protein oig-4. Bases 362 to 973 code for a protein of 203 amino acids. The record is from RefSeq and is a predicted model, not a curated record. NCBI's taxonomy places the organism in Eukaryota, Metazoa, Arthropoda, Branchiopoda, Diplostraca, Daphniidae. The transcript has 5 exons.
UAGAUUUCGAACGCCAUUGUUGAUGUAAAUCGGAUUGUUCCAGCCGGAGAGACAUGACGCUUAUAUUAGCAUAAACGAAUGAAUCCUUGAAAAGGAGAGAACAGGGAACAGAAUGGAAAGUGAAAUUUUGACGGAACUGCAAAGAGUUGUGAUGAAUCCAGCUCACUAAAACUAGACCAAGCGCCAGUCAGGUAACGAAGGGCUGGAGAAAAAAAAAAAUAAAAUCGAUCCGUGGGCGGGCUAGAGGUCCGUCGCCUUAUAGACAAACACAAAAAAAUGUACUCAGUCGUCUUCCUGCUACGGUUCAGUUAAGAGUGACUGUGUUGCUAGUGCCCAGCAGAGCCUUUCUUAACUGAACCAAAUGAAGUCGCUCUCGCUAAGAUAUGGUGUGAUUUUCUUCCUAUUGAUCAUCGAUAGUCUUGAUUCGGCAGCCGUUCCUAAAGGUAGUGUCGGAGCUGGAGGUCGCGGAGUUAAAGGAAUGCGCCAUAAAGCGGGCGCAAGGAAAGCAGGAGAACGGCGUCCCGUACUAAGUAGCGCCGGCAUUCGAGCUGGGGCAAAUACCGUCGUCCAAGAAUCUCCGACGCUCACGGCGGUCGGUGUUGGAGGUCACCCGUUAGGUAGUAGGAAAACGGAAGAAUCGGAAUCUUACUACAACAACCCAAACGGAGCAAAGGUGAUAGACGCAUCGCAUUUUGAGUCGGAAUACAUCCUUGGUCGUAAAUUAGCUUUCUAUUGCAAAGCACAAGGGGUCCCACGUCCGCACAUCACUUGGCUUAAGGACGGUAUUGAACUAUACGCUCACCCAUUCUUUCAAGUGCACGAAUACAAAGUUGGUAAAGAUCUGAUAAAAUCCAAGAUGGAAAUCGACCCAGCAACGCAAAAGGAUUCGGGUUUCUACGAGUGCCAGGCGGACAACAAGUACGCCAUUGACAAGCGAGGAUUUCGCACCGAUUACACAUUAGAUGUCUAUUAAAUUCAGAUGUUUGUGAUACUGUGUCACAAACUUUAUGUAACUUUUCAUCGUGCUUUCCUUUUUUUAUUAUUCAAAUUCGCCUUUUCGUCCCUCGCUGUUAUAUCAUGUUCCGUUUUAGAGCACCCUGGAGACCUAUAUGGCUUCGGCGAUGAAGCUCCCUAGCCAUUUUCGACACUUCAUCUCCACUAUUCAAACUUAAAAAAAGAAUUUAAGCGUUAUAUAGCACUUUGGGGAAUUUAAAGGGGGAUUCGUGUCACGUAAGGUGAUUAGAUAAAACACAAUGGCAUCUUAAACCCUUACAUACGUCUUUUCUCUACGAGACAUGCUACACGCGCCAUAUUGCUGUGUCUUUUGUUACCGUAAUUAUGUAAUCUAUCGCAAUAAAUACAUGCGGAUAUAUGCGAUCCUAUAAA